AUGUUUCACCCUGCAGCUGAGCAGGACCCGACCAACCCUCUUGGUCUUCCAAUUUACGAAUGCUGGUUCUGUCCAACUAGGUGGAUAGGAUUUUCCGGUCUUCUCUUCCACCUUGAAGACGGUGUCUGCGUGAAGAAAGACCGUAUCCGCACCCUUGCCUUCGAGUGCCCCGAGUAUGGCUUCUAUGGAAACCAUCUCACCGACGAUAAUCCAUUCUUCUGCUUCAAAUGCCACGCUCAAUUUCCUCAAAUUUCAUACCUUUAUUACCAUGUCGAGCGCAGCCCUUCCUGCUCGCACUUGCUCGGCAAAUCCGAGUGCCUGGAUGCUCUCCGUGACUUCUACAUUGAGUACUACAAUUGCCCUGGUACAGAUUACAUCCACUUUUGA
This is a messenger RNA of Penicillium concentricum, 387 nucleotides long. RefSeq lists its product as uncharacterized. The record is from RefSeq and is a predicted model, not a curated record. The transcript has a single exon. Lineage: Eukaryota; Fungi; Ascomycota; Eurotiomycetes; Eurotiales; Aspergillaceae. Bases 1 to 387 code for a protein of 128 amino acids.